UUGACGCUUUAUGCUCAUUGGUCACGUCGCGCACAUGCACGCAUGAAACCGGUAGCAGGCAGCGCACGUCGUUUACUGCUAAAUCAACUAACUUCUACCGUUAACAGUGUCACAAUGCCCAGCAAGAAGACUGCCCCAAAGAGGAAGUCUGCAGCUGUUGAAGGUGCUAAUGAGCCCAAGAAAGUAAAAGUUUCACAUGGCAGUCACUGCAACGAGCCGGGCCAAGUUUUGGUCCUAGGCCAGGGUGAUGUUGGCCAACUUGGUUUGGGUGAGGACAUCAUUCAGAGGAAGAAGCCAGCGCUCCUGUCCUUACCUGAGAAAGUAUUUCAAGUGACAGCAGGAGGCAUGCACACUGUGUGUCUCAGCGAAAGUAGACACGUGUAUACUUUUGGCUGUAAUGAUGAGGGGGCUCUUGGUCGAGACACAACAGAAGAGGGGUCUGAGAUGGUUCCAGGAAAGGUGACUCUAGGUGAGAAGGUGGUCCAGGUGUCUGCAGGGGACAGCCACACAGCUGCUCUCACAGAGGAUGGAUCUGUUUACAUCUGGGGCUCCUUCAGGGAUAAUAAUGGUGUAAUUGGUCUUCUGGAGCCCAUGAAAACAUGCCCAGUCCCAGUGAAGAUCCCCAUCCCAGAACCUGCUGUAAAAAUUGCCUCAGGAAACGACCACUUGGUGUUAGUGACACGGGAUGGGAAUCUUUACACAUCAGGCUGUGCAGAGCAGGGGCAGCUGGGAAGAGUGCCUGAGCAUUUUUCAAACAGAGGUGGUAGAAAAGGUCUUGAGCGACUCCUGGUGCCGCAGAUGGUGAAGCUGAAGGGGAAAGUUCACUUUAUAGAUGCUUUCUGUGGAGCUUACUUUACCUUUGCUGUGUCACAAGAAGGACACGUUUAUGGAUUUGGCCUCUCAAACUAUCACCAACUGGGCACCAAAAGCACCAAGAUGUGUUUUGUUCCUGUAAAACUGACGUGCUUCAAGAACUCCACCACUACCUGGGUGGACUUUUCUGGAGGACAACAUCAUACGCUGUGUCUUGACUCUGAAGGACAGGUAUACAGCCUUGGCAGAGCUGAGUAUGGACGUCUGGGUUUGGGUCAGGGUGCAGAGGAGAAGAGUGUGCCCACAGCUGUCACAGGGGUGGAGCCGGCCAAAGGAGUGUCUUGCGGAGCUUCAGUCAGCUAUGCGGUGACCAGAGAAGGAUCUGUUUAUGCCUGGGGAAUGGGAACCAACCUCCAGCUUGGCACUGGGGAGGAGGAUGACGAGUGGGGCCCUGUGAAGAUGACGGGCAAACAGCUGGAGGGUCGUGAAGUACUGUUGGUCUCCAGUGGAGGGCAGCACACAGUCUUACUGGUAAAGGACAAGCAAGAGAGUUGAUGUCUUUUCCAGAGUGGAGGAGUGUUUGGAUGCUCUGCACUAGACUAAUCUGUAUCUGUAGUGAGGGUACGUGAGCUCAGGAUGAAAGUUGGAUCUUUUUGUUAGGACUGCUGUUCUUACCUUGGGAGGAAAUGUUUAUGGACGUAUUUCGUAGUAUGAGACAAGCAAGUAUUUUUUUAAUAGUUUUUUAAAAUCUUUCUCUUUAUAAAAUCAUUGAAAGGCUGUGGUGGUAUUUUGAAUGUUUGUGAAUAUGGCUGCAUGUACAGAACGAAAACGCACACUGUUAAUGACUCCUAUGGACAAUGUUUUCUUUAAGCAAUAAUUCGAUUACAUCUUGUUCAGACGUAAAUACAAGUUUGAGAUAUUUCUUGGUCAUUGUUCAACAUUUACACAACUAUGCUGCACAUUUGAUGAAAAAAAUACUGGGUUCCUAAACUUUUUUUCCUGUCUGAAAUAAAAAAAAUUUCCCCCUA
Messenger RNA from Oryzias latipes (Japanese medaka), 1841 nucleotides. The record is from RefSeq and is a predicted model, not a curated record. Lineage: Eukaryota; Metazoa; Chordata; Actinopteri; Beloniformes; Adrianichthyidae.